GGGGACGGUGGGGAGGAAGGAGGGGGAAAGGCACCAACCAGCAGCCGCUCCAGCCCUGCCGAAGUUUCACUUUUUGUCUGUGGGUUCGCUCCCGGGCCCCGUGCGAGCUUUCCUGGGAUAAGUAGCUUUAGCGAGCGGGGGAGAGCCAGGCGCUGCAAGUUCAGCACAUCAUCCGGGUCCUGAGUGAUUACCCCAUGCCAGACAGAAAUGCUGGAAACUGAUCUUACAAAGACAGCUAAGGCUCUGUCUUCAAGGAUCUUCAUUCCAGCCUAGGAGACAGACUGAAACAGAACAUGGGAAGGCCCUACUAGAGUGAUGAACAAAGAAAUAAUGGGAGCCGUGAGAAAUGGCUGACUGACUACCUGGAAGAACAGGAAAAAAAUGCUCAUGGAGAAGAAGACAUUGGGUUGGGUUUUGAAGGGUGGGAACAUUGAGGAAACGGAACUGAAGACAGAAUCCAGUCACCUGAUUCCAGUUCAUUGCUUUCUCCGUUGUUCUUCAGGACACUCAUCGGAGGGAAGAUAUUUGUCCGCAGUUGACACUAGCAUUGCAGUUUGCUGAACCUUGUGUCCACUGAUCAUUCCAAGAGAUUCAACAAUGUCUCACCCAUCUUGGCUGCCACCCAAAAGCUCUGCUGAGCCCCUUGGCCAUGUGUCUGCACGGAUGGAGACCACCCAUUCCUUUGGGACCCCCAGCAUUUCAGUGUCCACACAACAACCACCGAAGAAGUUUGCCCCAGUCGUUGCUCCAAAGCCGAAGUACAACCCAUACAAGCAACCUGGCGGUGAAGGUGAUUUUCUUCCACCCCCGCCUCCACCUCUAGAUGAUUCCAGUGCGUCUCCAUCGGGCUCUGGGAACUUCCCUCCUCCACCUCCCCUUGAUGACAGUGCUUUCAGGGCACAGGGAAAUCCUGGAGGCAAGACCCUUGAGGAGAGACGCUCGAGCCUGGACGCUGAGAUCGACUCAUUGACUAGCAUCUUGGCCGACCUGGAGUGCAGCUCCCCCUACAAGCCUCGGCCUCCACAGGGCUCUACUAGCUCAACAACAGCUUCUCCUCCAGUCUCCACCCCUGUCACAGGACAUAAGAGAAUGGUCAUACCAAACCAGCCCCCUCUGACGGCAACGAAAAAGUCUACAUUGAAGCCACAGCCUGUACCCCAGGCUGGACCCAUCCCCGUGGCUCCAAUUGGAACGCUAAAACCCCAGCCUCAGCCCGCCCCAGCCUCCUACACUACGGCAUCUACCCCUUCAAGGCCUACCUUCAAUGUGCAGGUGAAGUCAGCCCAGCCCAGCUCUCAUUACAUGGCUGCCCCUUCACCAGGACAAUUUUAUGGCUCAGGGCCAGGGGCCCAGGGCUAUAACACUCAACCAGUUCCUAUCGCUGGGCAGGGUCCACCUCCUUCUGCACGGGGAGGCAUGGAUUAUGCGUAUAUCCCACCACCAGGACUUCAGCCUGAGCCUGGGUAUGGGUAUGCCCCCAACCAAGGACGUUAUUAUGAGCCCUAUUGUGCAGCGGGGCCUGGCUAUGGGGGCAAAAAUGACUCUGAUCCUGCCUAUGGUCAACAAGGUCACCCAAAUACCUGGAAGCGGGAACAAGGCUAUAUUCCUUUUGGCACCGGGAACCAGAACCCUGCUGGGAUGUAUCCAGUUGCUGGUCCCAAGAAGACCUAUAUCACAGAUCCUGUCUCAGCCCGCUGUGCACCACCACUGCAACAAAAGAGUGGACAAACAGGAUCCAUGGGGCCUCCGGCUGUCCCUUCCUCAUUCCGCCCUGAAGAUGAGCUCGAGCAUCUGACCAAGAAGAUGCUGUAUGACAUGGAAAAUCCACCCGCCGAUGAAUACUUUGGCCGCUGUGCUCGCUGUGGGGAAAAUGUAGUAGGAGAAGGUACAGGAUGCACUGCCAUGGAUCAGGUCUUCCACGUGGAUUGUUUUACCUGCAUCGUCUGUAACAACAAGCUCCGAGGGCAGCCCUUCUAUGCGGUGGAGAAGAAAGCCUACUGUGAGCCCUGCUACAUCAAUACCUUGGAGCAGUGCAGCGUGUGCUCCAAGCCCAUCAUGGAGCGGAUUCUCCGAGCCACUGGGAAGGCCUAUCAUCCUCACUGCUUUACCUGCGUGAUGUGCCACCGCAGCCUGGAUGGGAUCCCGUUCACCGUGGAUGCUGGCGGCCUCAUCCACUGCAUCGAAGACUUCCACAAGAAGUUUGCCCCCCGCUGUUCUGUGUGCAAGGAGCCUAUCAUGCCAGCCCCCGGCCAGGAAGAGACUGUCCGGAUUGUGGCUCUGGAUCGCGAUUUCCAUGUUCACUGCUACCGGUGUGAGGAUUGUGGUGGUCUCCUGUCUGAAGGAGAUAACCAAGGCUGCUACCCUUUGGAUGGACACAUCCUCUGCAAGACCUGCAACUCUGCCCGCAUCAGGGUGUUGACCGCCAAGGCUAGCACUGACCUUUAAAUCCAGUCACCUAUUUAGCGGUUAGUUGGUGGCUCUGAGAAGGAUGAAACACAAGAAAAAUAUAAGAAGAGAAAUAGGAAAAGAGAGGAAAGGCAAUCAAGCUAUGGGAUGGUCUCUACUUCAUCCACUAUUAACCUUCCUUUAGAAACACAUAGAGUAUGAGAUGUUUUAAAGUUCUUACCAAAUACACAUUUCACAUUUAAUCAUGUAGGACCUUGAUGGGCCUUUGUUCCCAAGGACUUGCACAUUUUUGCACGGAUUAUGCUCCAUCCCAUUCACUUCUGCAUUCCUUUAACUUUUAAUCCCUAUGUUUGUCUCACUUUUCAUCUGGUUGAAUGGCUUUUUUUAGUGUGGUAUUUGCUGUCACACAGCUUUUCCUGGGUGAGUUUGCCAACUCACAGGUGCUUUUAGGCUUGAAGGCUCCAUCCUAUCACUUCCACAUUGCCAGUGAGCAUAAAAGAUAGCCAUUCUUUUUCUGUGUAUUGAAAAAUAGAUCUUUCUGUUGCUCUAAACUAGUCGUGUCCCUUGGGGAAAAAAAUGCACAAUUAUAUGUCAGGCUAUAAAAAAUUUAAGCUGUAAAUUACAUAGGUUAAAAGAAGCCCGCAUUGAAUUUGCAGCCAUCCUAAUUCAAAAUCUAUAAUGACCAGUGUUUGGGGCUCAUUUGAAAACAGAUACUGGUGAGAGAGAACCAAACUUCAAUAUUUUUCUAAAGAAAUUACAGAUAGGGUAUGCUGGAUAAAGCAUUUUGGGGUUAUAUUUGAAAAACUCAUUAUUACCCCAAAAUAUUAUCUUAAGAUUUUCCUUUUCCAUGCUACCUGGACAUAAUAAUAUGGACAAACUUGGUUUUCUCUAGAAUAUAACAUUUCCAAUACUGUUCUGCUUUUCAUGUCAGAAAUAUUGCCUUUUUUUUUUUUUUUAAAUAUCCAAACACAAGUACCAAAAUUGACUUUUUCUCUAGAGGAAAAUAGCUAUAAAGAGCAGUUUAAAAAAAUUUUUUUUCUAGGCCCAGGUCCUUUUUGCCUGACAGUUGCAAAUCAGGGCACAUAGAAUCGUGUUAGUUUUGUGUAGUUUACUUUAAAAAGACAGGAAAGCUUGAAAAGAUUGUGAAACCACAGUCUCAUUAUUCUUAUAAUCCUUCUGCAACUCAAAUUACAUACUGCAGAAGACAUUUUCAUAUCAUCGAUGUGACAUUUACACCACACUUUCAAAGACAAUCACUGAAAAAAAAUUGCCUUUUUGAGCUAAAAAUAUGCAGAGUCUCUGCCUAGAAUCUUUAUUCAAACUCUUAUUGGGCAGUGAAAUGCUUACUUGCCAGCUCCAGGACCGCAUAUACUUUAUUACGUUUUAACAUGUUUCUUUUAAGGAAGGACACUUCUCUUAGUAGCAGGUUACCGUUUUGUAAACUAAUUAAGUAUCUUGGAUUAAGAUUAGUUAAAACUUUCUUCAAAUUUUUCACAAGUAUAUACUUUUAAAUUAUGAAGUACUUUAAAUAUAAACAAAAGUAUAAAUAAUAAUAUAAUGAAUCUCUGUGCCACCCAGUUUAAGAAAUCAAAUAUAACAAAUAUAGCUACAUUCCCCUGUAUACCCUUCCCUGAUUCCACAGAUAUUUUUUCAUGAUUAGAAAGUGACAAAGUUUUCUAGUCUGACUUUUGUAUCUAAUUUUUAAUUUUAACGCUCAGAAAUGAAAAAUUGUGCGUGUUUUGAAUUGCAACCCAGGCCUCAAGAGUCCCAAUUAAAUUUAUUUUACUUUAGCAGGAAUAAUCGUAAAGGUGGUUGAUUUUUUUUUUUUUCUGUAAGAAAUUCUUAAGCUUACAGCUCUUCUGAGUUAAUCUGUGGCUCAUUUGCUUUGGUCCCCAAACGGUCUUGUUUUAGAACCACCACAGUUACAGCUUUUCAAAGGGUCCUUUGACCCUUGACUGUCCUUUCCUUACCUUGCUGCCCUUAUCCUUGAUCUCACAUUUCUCAUAAUGUGAAAUACAAGGGGUCCACUUCGGGCAGCAUAUGAAUUUUAGGAUACAGUGGCAACUGUAUCUCUGAAUUUCUGUCUUCCAAAUGAAAGGCCAGACCAUGCGGAUGAUCUCAAAGAAUACUGACUAUUAGACAAUUGAGGUGAUAAUGAUAGUAUAAUCUGCUCGAAUUGUUUCAGUAACUUGUUUUCUAUGAAAUACUUGGGGGGAAAUUGUCUUUUGGUCAAAAGCAAAGAGCCCAGUUUAUUGAGAGGUAGAUUUUAUCUCUUGAAGUGCAGUCCUAUUAGUAUGAAUUGGAUUUUAUCUCUUGGAGUGCAGUCCUAUUAGUAUGAAUUUUGCCAAAGGAGGGAGAAUUUAUGAAAUAUUUAGACUAUAAAAAUGCAAUAACAUUCUACUUGUUUGUUACAUUUAAGUCCUUAUGUAACUGAAUGUUUACAUGCAAAAAAAAAAAAAAGAGAGUAAUAAAAAAAUGCUUUCACAGACCCCUCACUGCGGCAUUGCCAGAAUACUGCUUGCUUACAAUCUUUAUAGUGCAUUUUUAUCACAUAACCUCAGAGUAUCUUUACCAAAGAUUUUUAAAGUAAAUCUCUUUUUAAUAUAGACUUAUCAUACUUUUAUAAUAAUGAAUGUGCACACCUACAUAUAUAGAUAUUUAGAUUUAGAUUUUUUUUCUUUCACAAGGUAUAAUAAGGAAAGGAUCCUAAAAUAUUUUAUUUCGGGAUUUCUUAAAUAUAUGAUUUAUAUUGCUUUCUUAUCUUCUCUUAAUCAUUUGGUGUCAGCAAUGCCAAAUCACGUUUUACUGCUUUAGCUACAUGAAAUUUUGCCUAUAACAGAGAUAUAAAGAUCUAAUACCUUAAGGAUUAUAAUUCUACUGUCUUUUGAUAUAUUGUCUUGAUUGUUAAUCAUUUAAAUACAUAAGUAAUAGAAAAGAAUCACAGAGUCUAUAAGAGAAAGUUUGUAAAAAUAUACUGGCUUUAAAAAAAAUUGUCAAGAACACAAAUAUUUGGUAAUUUUAUGUAACAUGAGAGACAUGGAAAAGGAAAAAGAAACCCACUGUGUCUUGGGCUCUGCAGACGGUUUCAUAGUUAGAUUUCUCCAUUGCCUGGAUCUCCAGCUCUUGGCGACUCAGUGUGGAGUCUCAUCUGCAAACAAAUCGGCCUUUAAAACUCAAAAAUAAGUCAUGUGUCCCAGCAAAGUGCAUCAAGACGUUGAGAUCCUGAACAUGUCUGCAGCUCAAAGAUGUGGGUUCUUCUUUCUUUCAUUAACAAAUUGUUUCUGUAAGAGCAACUUCUCUGAUCAAAAUUACUACAUUGAGUGCAUGCUGGUUAACACAGUGGAGAUACCAACAGUAUAAUGGUUUUCUCACUAUGACAGAUUCUGCAGAGAUGUUUGUGAUGAUGUUUCAAGCAUAUAAAACUCUCAAGUGUGUUAUAUUUGGGUCCCAGGGGGAAAAGAAGAGCAUUUUACCAUGGGGCUAUAGUAGAGGGUUUAUGGAAUAUAGACAGGACUCUGAAAACACAACUUCCAACAGUUUUCCUAGUUAGUAAAAAUCCUAUUAAUGUGAACCAGCCAGGAGUAACAGUGUUAUUUCUAUUUGAUAUGUUUUGGGCUUCUCUUGUCAAAUCUGUGUCGGCUGCCCCUUGAUCCCUCCAUUAUCAAGUUUUGCAGGGUGUUGGGGAAGUUAUGGCAGCUGCCAGGGAGAUCAGGGAAACACUGAUGUAACCUCACAGCCUCUCACCAUUCCUCUUGGCUUGGAAAGGCUUUUUUUCCAUAUACAUUUCUAGAAAUAUUGCUAUUCUACCUUAGUAUUUCACAUUUGUAGUUUAAACAAGCGAUUGUCCAUCUGUUGCCUAGAGCUACAGUACAUGUGUGUUAUGAAUGAAAUAUGACAGCAUGUUCCAUACCAUGCUUUAGCCAUCUGUAGGAAACCAGGAGGCUGGAAAAGAUAUACCUCUGCAAAAUGUGCCUCAAGUUCAUUUCCUGAGAUCGCUCUUUUGGUGCACUUUCAUGGGAGACGAUCAGAGAGCAACAUGUAUUUGUGCCUUAUUUUUAAAGAAUCUUUACACUACUAUGAAUGCUCCACUGAAGAGUCUGUCACUUAAAUAACCAUCCCCAAAUCUCCAAGAUAUACUCAUCAAAAAGUCAAAAGCCAGAGAAAUCUCUUCAUCUUAAUGUAUUCUAACAGUAUUUCUGUUCUCGCCAUCUCUUAGAAGUACCUUACGGAUUCCUAAAUUAGGUAAACAUUCUUGUGCCACGAGGUGAUGCCUUGGGUGUCGUUAGUGACUUAGUGGUCUUACUCUCGUUUUAGUUAGAUGAUGAAGAAAGACUUCCACGUGAGCCUUUAACACCUAUUCAGCAUGUCCACUUUUUGUUUAAUUGCCACAAUUUUUUUGUUUGUUUUUUUUAAUUUAAUAGUGUACAGAACAAGUUGAGGAUCUUGGUUCUGAGUCAUUGUUAUGGUGCAAUCGUGAACAUUUCAGGUCAAGUUAUUUCCUUGACAGAUAACUUUUCUCAUGAAGCUGUUGUUUAGUUCGCUUAUAUUUCAACCUUUAAAAAGUGAUCUGAUUAAAGCUGUGUGGCGUGGUGAGAGUUCUUCCUCUCUCUCUCUCUCUCUCUCUCUCUCUCUCUCUCUCUCCCCACCCCCACCCCCGCCUUGUCUCCCUUCUUAUUCCUUCCCAUUCCUACUCAUUAAUGCUAUCGUGCUUGGACUUUUCAUAAAUAAGUUAAAUCAAUGCAUUACAAUCCAUAUGGAAUUAUGAUCAUAUUAAAGGAAGAAUUGUGCCGCAAAAUAUAUGUGUCAUCCAUCAAUUCUUUCUUUAAAAGUGCCUAUUUUUCCAGAUUGUGUUUAUUCAUAAAGUGAGGUGAGAUAAUAGAGUCUUUCAGUUUUAUUUUAAUGAGUUUUCAUCAGGGACUCAGAUCACAGAGUUCUUGGCAAAUUCCUUUAUGACUGGCCUACUUUUCUCAGCUAUAGGCAAAGUGAUCUUUCUAAGACUAGGUUGAGAUUUUUUUUUAAUCCAAAGCAUUUUGACCAACAAAACAAUCAUAUUUUUAAGUGGUGGCAUGUUAUUUUAGAUCAGUGAAACUUGAGAGUUUUCCUUAUGGCAGGGGAAAGCUAUUACUCUUCUGGAAUUUUUACACAUAUCAGCAUUUUUCCCAUGACAGUAAUAUUAAACCCUAAUACUUGAAUCACAGUAUUUUGCAGGGAGCAGGUCAGCAACAGAGUUUUUCCUGAAGCAUGGAUUACAGACCUGUAGUCUGUUUAUAAAAAGCAACCUGAGAAGAACAAUCUGGGUCUUUCGGUAAAACAUUGUCUUAAAAUGAGUCUGAGAUUCUUUUGAACUCUGGCUAAUACUGAUCAAAACAUGCCUUCUGUGUCCAUUUUUUAUAAAUUUGUUUAGGAAAAGCUUAUAAUUCUAGGACUGUAUUUCUAUUUUGGGUUUCUGCCCUUCUGUUUUCUACAAGUCGAUCUUGAUUUUCCUUUUUAGGAGGGUCACAGAUGAGGAAAGUAAAAGCAUAACUAAUACAUACGUAAUUCAAUACACAAAUGAAUUGGCCGAGAAUUAAUGAUAGUCUCAGUGAACGUGUUGUUUUGAUAAACAGGCAGAGGUUUUGGGGGUUUUUUUUUUGGUUUUUUUAGUUUUUUUUUUUUACCUGUCUCCAAGAAGAGAGGGCUUUGGUGGGGAAGGAGGAAUUUGAGAGAAGGGGCAGGUCACAAUUUAAACAAUAAGAUUCUUGUACAGUGUAACUCAGAAUUUUCAUAGGGGUUUUAAGGAUUGGCAAUUGUAGUUUUUUAAACAAGUAAAAUAUUUAUAUUUCCAAGUUUAGGAGGUGUUUAAAAAUCACUAUGGCUAACCAUGUAUUUUUCCCUUGUCAGGAGAGAAUUAAAAUGGGAGCUGCUUCUCAGCCCCAUGGCAUGGCCAUAACUACACGAGACUUUUAUAAUACAUGUCAUUUCAUCCCUCUGUGAGAGGGCCAUAGCUCGUUCUCUUUGUGACAGAUGGCAAUGCAUAUUCUUACGCAGUCUUAGUUAAGCUGUACUACGCCCUAAGCAUCUCCGAAGGUUAGAGGUUUCUAUUUUCACACAUUCAAUAUUUCAUCCCUUCUGACGUACUUACUUGGUGAGCACGGUAAGCAGGCGUUGUUUUGGUCUGUGGGCCUCUUAUUCAAAUCCAGUCAUCCACGUCCUGUACGGCCCUGCCUAAACAGCCGUGCUAGAAUUGAUUUGUACUGCCUUUUUCCUUUUUAGUUAGAAGCACAGAAAACUAACUUUAGCUUACUAAGUUCAAAGAAGAAAUACAAAAUGGCACAUUUUUCCUUCAAUAUAGAAAGGAAAGACACUUACUCCUUUACCUCUUUUAUUUUCCUGGACCCUGUGCAAAAAGUUGUAGACUCUAUAAUUUUGUUAUCCAACAUGCGUGGGGCUUAUUUUGUGGGAAGUUGUGUGGAAGAUGCAUUUUAUUAAUAAACUCAGUGACUUUUCUCCCGUGAAGUUACAAAAAAAAAAAAAUGACUAAAAUCUUCGCUCUUUAUUCCUGAUUGUUACUUAAUUUACAGCAGUUUCUAACCACACUAAUAAAUAUCUCUUAUCCUAGCCCUUGUUAUAAGCACAGAUUUUGUAGGAUUCUACAAGCAAAAUGUUAUGUAUACUAGAAAGAUGAGGGAAACCGACAGCUAAUUCUUUUGUAAUACCUUAAGAUGGUUACAUUAAUCCUUCCCUACUGUGUGCUUGCUACUUUUUCCAGGAUACUUAUUCACUUAUGGGCAAGAGAAAACAUCAUGCAUCUAACUCUGUUAGACAUUUACCUAAUAGGCCCAAAUAGAAGUCUUUAUUAAAUGACCCACAAAUGCAAUCAACUUGGUACUGAACAUAGCUUCUAAAUUCAGUGUUCAACCCCAGGAAUAGAAUGACCUACCAAGACUGAGACAGGUUUCAUUAUGUCAUCUUGUGUUCUACACCAGUGUAGAGGGCUAUAGCUGACCCCAAGCCACCAGUGUAGAGGGCUAUAGCUGACCCCAAGCCCCAGUGCUGUUCCUAGACAAAUCAUGCGUCCUUUAAGGAUCUGAAUCUCCCGUUAUUUUCCUGACAAGUCUCCAUUUCACAUCUUCUUAGAGCUGGCUAGUAUGUAGUAGUAUCCAUGGCAGUCCCUUCUACCACUGGGGCAGCUUUUUUCUACAAAAGUUCUUCCGUGUUAAACAAAACUCUGGCUCUGGAGCUAUGCACAAGAAGUCUAAUGUCUAAUGUCUAAAUCGUUGCCUCUAGGUCAGAUAUCACUAACUCUUGCAACUUUUCCUCAUUGAUUGACAUGGUAUCAAGUCCAAUCACCCUCUUGCUUCUCCUUUGAACAGUUGGACCCAACAAUAUUUUCUAAUUUUGUUUCAAUCUACUUGGUGAAAUGUGGCCAGCCCUUUGGGUCAGGCUAGGUAAAAACACUUUCUUCGGGGUUGAAAGUAAGUGGAAUUGGAAGCAUCCAAAGGAAACUGAUAAUUCGAUGUGGAAACUUCCCCCAAGGACUCAGACCCAGGAGAGUGAAAGCUUGAUGAGGAUAGAUCUCCCAUGUGUGCAAAACAGUCCUCUUACACUAUGUCCUUUACUGUUUUUGUUGUUACCAAAAAGUCAAAAGAGGAAGUGAGCUAGUUAGUAUAUAUGUCACCCAUAAGACUCCCACUUCUUGGUCAAUGUUCAUAAAUUCUCUUCAACCCUUUCCCUUUGUUCUUGUCUUCUCAAGAAUAAGACAUUUCUUGUCCAUGUUCCCAUACUGAAUACACAAAAAGAGUCCUGGGCUCUUUAUAGGUUCCACAUAAAUAUUUCUGGCUGGUUGGCUUUUGAGGUUUGCUUUCAUUCGUCUGGGCUCAAAUGUUAGUACCUAUAGAUGUUGCACUCUAGACCAAGUGAGCAGCUUCCCCACUUGCUCAGUUAAGAACUACCCUUAGGAGUCCGUGUUUUCUCUAUCCUUUUGUCUUUCUAACAUCUUUACCCCUUACUCAUCUCCUCAAUGUAAUAAUCACUUUAAGGGAAUCAGCCCCUAAGUAACUCUGAUUGAAGCUAACUGCAGUAAAAUCAAAUAGGUUCAGUCUGCACUCCACAGGAAGGAAUAUAGCUUCAGGAAAGGUAAUUCUCCCCGGUGGUAUCAGUAAGGCUUCAUGGAAGAGUGAACUUUGUUAAGGAAUCUUGGUUCAUUGGCUUGAUUUAGAAGUUUAGAGAAGAAUAUUGACGACACCAGAAACAAAAAGAAAGCAUAGGUUAUGUUCAGAGAAGACCUUCUGCUUUAAGGAUCACAGAUUCUGGAAUAUCCUUCACAGGAGAAAACGCUUCCAGAUACUCAAGGUCAGUGAGAAGGGAAAAGCAUAGAGCAACAUUGAUUCAGUUUGCUUUUUCAUCUCUAUGUAAACGUAAGAUGGGAUAAGUUAUCAAAUUAUAAUCCAACCCAUACAGUAUCAACAGGAAUCUUUUUUGAUAACAUACAAAAUGCACAUUUGCAUUAGCUCAUAGCUCUGUACUCCACUCUUACACCAAACACCCCACAUCUUUUGAGCCCACGAGGCAAUGAGCAGGACACCUCUAUUUUCCUAUUACUUCUAGGUCCACAAUUGGAAAGGACUCCACAUUCUUCUAUCCCACUUGGUGUUAAAAUUCCCUUAUAGAUUUCUUGUUAAGUGAUAAUCCAGACUCUGCUUAGCAUCACCUGCAUCAAGGAGCUCAUUACUUCUUAAGCUCUUCCAUUUCCUCCAUCAUGCUUUUUUCCAAGCUCCCAGAAACAGCCUUUUGGGCUUAGGUGCUCCUUGGUGCCACACAAAAAUCAUCUUUAGUACAUAAUAAAGUGUCGCUUCCUGCCUCUGUUUUCCUUCCAAACAUAUUUUGCUUUUGGCAACACAUUACUUUACAAAGAAUAAACUUUGAUUUUUUUUUUUUUAGCUGAAGAUUAUAAAAACCUUUAAACAUCCUUAGAAAUAGUCUGAAGGGUUUUCUGAGGGUUAGGUUUCAGAGUAUGAGUUUGGGGUUGCUGUUUUUACUUUCUUACUCAAAAGACAAACUGUUCUGACCGUUGUUCUAUAGCUUCAUGCCUUCCGCCAGUAACUAACCCAUGAAACCCUCUCCUGUUAUUCAUUCUGCUGAUAAUGACCUUAAAAUGUUGGGAGAUGUCAGCGUGCGAUCUCCACUUCUAACAAGGAAAACGUCAAAAGCAGAAAAUACUGGUUCUAUUGAAAUGCAUCACCUCUGGCCAGUUGUCCUUUGCGAAAGGAAGGAGGCUACAUUGUGUCAUGGUUUUACAUAGGAACGUAUACAUUCUUUCCAUAUUGUCCCGAGUUACUAUUUAGUGUCAAUACCAUUCCUCGGUCUUUGGGAGGACAAGGCUUGCAGCCCUUCCACCCCAGCCUUAAAUUCCAGAGUCCUAUCGGCAGAACCUGUCAUCAGGCUCCUGGGCAGGACCCGGAGGUGGCUUUCUGAGCUCUGAAAUAAUAAUUCCUAAGAGAGCUUACAAACUGCUUUCACACAUAAAACAGCCCUGGGAGGAAGGUUAUUAAUAGCCCUAUCCUAGAAGAGAAAGCUGAGGCUCAGAAUUGUUAAGUGACUUGCCAAAGUGAUAGAGCUGGUAAGUGGUAGAUUUGGGGACAUACCCAGGUCUUGCAAGUCCAGUGCUCUCUCCAGUGGCCGCUCUCAGGGUACAAAAUACCUCAGAGCACGCUGUAUGCUUCUCACAGACCACCGUGCCCCCUGUUUGAGGGCAUCCAAGGAAAUUCAUUCACAUAGGUUACUCAGCUAUCAGGUGGCAGAGCCAUGUGCGUACUGCGGUGUUUGAGAUCAUUUAGAGCUUGCAUGCAUUUUCUGUGUCAUCUUGUGGGCAACCACUAGGUAUUCUGAUUGGCAGUGUGAUGGAGCCGGUGAGGAAGGGCCACCGCUGAGAACAAACACUGUGGCACUGAAGUACACUGCAGCAAAUUUCCCCAGAGACCGUGGUUUACUUUACAUUAACUGAAAAACUCUGGAACUGUGAGGUUCCGUUUAUCAACCAAGACCAUGUCAUUUAGAAUCCAGUGGCAUGCAGAAAGAAGUGACUUGACCCUUAGGACGAUUCUCCUGUGGGCUACGAUUUACGCCCCACAGAGGCAGGAACUGCUGUAGGUAAACAAUGCAUAUUCUUCUCUCAGUUCACAUUUAUCGAGGCCCACCAAGUAUAUGUCACAGCAUCAGGCAUUUCCGAGCCAGCCAACCGACCUUGACCUUGAAAUGUCUGUGAACAAAUGCGAUGGGAUUGACUGCCGUUCUGCGACUUGGCUUUUGCUACUUGAUAGCCUGGGCUUAUACCCAGCUGUGGUCGUUUUGUGAUUUGUGUGUGCUGAUCAUGAGGCGUUUGGUGCUCUGUUGUUUCCAGCCUACGUACUUGGAAGCCUGCGUGUAUAUUCUCGAACCUGCUCUACGUGGCAUUUCAACAACUGGGCAUGCCUUCUCUUGAGCUGCAUCCCUCAGGAAGCUGUGCCUUUUGAGGUGUGCUCUUGGGUUUUCAGUUCCUCCCAUUUCUCAUUACAGCUGUUUGGCUUUAAGUUAAAAUCUGUCCACUGAUUGAAAAAUAUCUUUCUUCAUCUGAGUUAAAUCUACUGCAGGGAACCUUUAAAAUGAGCUUAUCUAAUAAGCUUUCUAGGCGUUUUCCCUCCCUAGAGUCUUCCAUCCAUCAAGCUGGUCCCAUCAUCCCUCUGCUGAAUUCCCCGGGAUUAAUAAGGGCCAAGUUAAAUAACAAACGGCCUCUCACCCCUUUCCAGUCUUCACACCUGGGAAAUACAGGCGGGGCCGGCGGGGCCAGCAGGCGAGUCUCCUUGGCUGAGAUGUCAAUUUAGACACUGGAAAGGUGGCUGAUCUUGCCGUGAGGUUUGAUUAAUGUGAUGACUGAUAGAGUGGAAAAUGAUUUCUCGUAGAAUAACAGGUAUAACCCCCACUACAGGAGUGGAGUAGCAGAAGCAGCAUUCUGAGAACUUAUCAGAAUUAUCUGGGUGAGUACGCCUGAGCCAAGACUCACUUGGGUAGAAACUGUGGUGUCUUAUUAGAGGGAAUAAAAGGACGGUGAAGCUGUGAAUAUGAAAAAGCAGCCCUUUAAAAUAAUCAAGGGAGCCACAAGCUCUGAUUUAUCUUUACAUAAUGUAAAGGAAAUUAUGAAUGCAUUUUUUUCUUCCUCCACUGUACACAAUAUUACCCCCCAUGCUUAGGGAAAAUACAAUUGUGUUGUCCUCAAAACGCUCAUCCAUGCACGUGCUUGCACACAGACGGACACUCACUCUCUUACACACACACGCACACACACACAUGCAGACAUCUUCCAAGAAGGCUGAUCCUUCAAAAAGGAAAUCUUAUUUUAAAACACUUGGAUUUUUCAGGCCAAGAAACUAAUAAUUCCUAGACCUGGCCCAUUUUAGUGACUGCUAAAAAAGAAAAGAAAAAGCUAUUUAAAUUUUGUAUGCAUCCAUUUAUCUCUUAAAAUAUACCAAAGCACUUUGAGGUGAGGGUGGAGACUAAGGUAUUUAUCUCUGCUGCUUGAGGCUCUCUUUAUAUUUCUACCUGUUGGGAAAAGGGUAAGAACUAUUCUUGGGCGAUUAUUUGAUGCAUUUGUGUUGCCACCUUGUAGGGUGCCUGCUUUGCUUCCUACCGAGGCAUAAGAAUGAGUUGUUUUUUUGACUCCUUUUCCCCCAUCACGAGGGAGUAAAUAUUAAAGCCUGAAUGUCUUCCCUCACCAAAUUAUUUCAGUCCAUUUCUGAGCUAGUUUAGAAAGUGCACAAGGGGAAGAGCUAGCUUUUCCGGGAUAUACGUCUCCAUUUUUCUUCUUUCUUGGGAGACAAAUAUAAAGGGAAGAAAUCCAGUUUCUUUUCAUCUCUCUUUCUCUUUGGGUGACAGUUGACGAUCCCUUAGUGAUUAUAAACCAGAAGUAGGUGAAUAGCUUAGCCAGGUUAUGAUGUAUCUGCCAACAUGCUUCAUUCCUUCAAAUACAGACUUUGAGAGGAAAAGGGACUUUAUCAUUUAAAUGCCAACAAUAGGAAUGGCCUCAUAUUUUAACUUUCAAACAGUAAAAGGUGAGUUGAUGUUUGGGCAGUGUUUGCAUUUUACUCACCCUAUGUGCCUUCUGCUUUUAGUUUUUAGAUGAAUGUCAUUACAUUAACAUAUCAGGGCGAAAUUGCCCAAAAGUGUUAAAGUGCCUUGGACCUUCCUCACUGGGUAGCGAGUUGAAACUGGGAUAAACCGUACCAGCCUUCUUACUUAACUGAAAUAUCUGAACUGAGGUGUAUCCUUGAUGAAAGAGAUUUAGGACCCUGGAAACUAAAUCUUGUCACCCACCAUUAGCUUCUAUUUAACUAGUUGCCAAAUCAUUUUUAAAUGACUUUCUUCCUUUUAGUACCCAUUUUUUUUCUCUUGGGAAAGCUGAUGAGCAAAUUAUCCAAGAAUUAUUUCUUAUUAAACAAAGUCAGAAUAUUUCCCCCCCAAAACUCUGAAGUAGUCCUCGUUCAUUUUCAGGAGACACAUGAAAAAGCAAAUAGAAUUAAAGAUGGCAUCGAUUGUCUGAUUAUUUAGCAUGAAUAAAAUUACGCCAUUUAAUGUGCCUUCAGUGAAAAUUUAAACUAAAUGCAAAACUUUCACAGCAGGGUGCAGUAUUGAACUUUUGCCUUUUGGUAUCCAUGCAAUUAAUUACUUGUUUUGUUUUGCCUUUUAAACUUUACCUUUAUCAUUCUUUAUCAUUAGUUAAACAGAUUAGGGGCUUUCUCUUUCUCUACUGGGAAUAUGUGCAAUUAUGAGAUGCACCCCCCAAAAAAGGAAGGGAAAAGAAAGAACUUUCGGGUUGCAAAUCUGUGGCUUGAAGUAGACGUGACAUGAAGAUGCAGAGCCGGAGGAGAGUAAUUUUCUCUGAGCCGUACACACCAGCUUUUAUUUCAUGGCUUUGUCACAGGCUUUUCUCCUUCUGUGCUGUCACCUUUGAGAAAAACGAUUGCACCUUCUCCAAGUCUGCCUUUUAACAGCUACAGUUGAGUUGGCAAGACUUCCCCGGCUCUGAAUAUAGCCAUUUGCCAACUCCGGCCUCUUUGCGAGACUGACUCAAAUCUGUGAUCUUCUGUUCAGCAUACACAUCAGCAAAGUGAGAAGAUGAGCACUAAAUAUAGGCUCUGUUAACCUUACUUUUAGAUUUACUGCCUUCAAAAAAAGUGCCUAUUCUGAGAAACAUAGACGUUAUUCCUACAUAUGUAUGUACACACGGUACCCAGAGUCAUACCGUGCAGCCUUCAAAAACAUACCAUCGAAAGGAGUAGGUGCUAAGAUAAGGAAACCUUGCCAAAUGAAAGUCCCUCGUUUCCAAUAUCCCCUCCCAAGUGGCACCGUGAAACAGGCUGCAAGCACAUUCCCUGAGCAUUCCUUGCUGAUACAGCCACUUUAUAUUUUUAUCCUACUGGGUGGUGGCAUGUUGCUGAGGUUUCCUGUAUCUACUUCAAGGGAAUAUAUUAUGCUUUAUGGAACUGGAACAUUUAGUCAGGAAAAAAAAUUGUUUAAGGGAAUUAAUGAGCCAGGGUCUGUAUUAGGAUAUGUGUCGUAUGUGUGUUUUAUAAACUAAGCAUUGGUGAGCUUAGAAUGUCAGCAUACUGCUUCUCCUUUUAUCUCUCAGGCUAACAUCAGUGAAAACUAAAGAAAAGUCUUGGCUCUGAGAAUUGGAGGCUCAGGGGGCCAAAGGCCCUUGCCAGAUCCUUAGAGCAUCUUUACUUUGACUCCUAAAAAUAGUAGCCCAUGUUACUUAAUGGCUUUUGUUUCCAUGGUUCUGUCACUGACACUGUAACUGUAGAUAUUGUCGAUGGAGCGGCAGCUCAGCCUAGAAAGUUGGAUUCUUACCCAGGUGUGGCAGUAGGAGAGGCUCUGGACAAAUAGGAAGAGGUAGACUAUGCACGAUUUUAGGAAAAGGGUUGAAGGGAGGACGUGCUUCCAAAAAAGAUCUUUCUCAAUGUGUCGUCUGACUCAACCAGCUGGCAAAUUACACUUGCCAAGUCGCUCUCUUCCCAAGUCAGUUGGCUCCACAUUCACUUGAUUCUGCCUCUGCUUUGGGAAGGCAGGAUACCUCCAUUUAGCCUUUCCCCAAGGAAGCUCUUGGCAUCCUCUUGGUCACAAAGUUGUCUCCUAUGCCACCUAGUUUCACCAAAUGGAAGUAAAGGGGGACAAGCAAUAGAAGAUGCUUCCCAUGCCCUUGAAGUCAGCCACCAUUCUGCUUUCUAGCUAAGGGGCUCCACUACUUAAACUAGGGAGGAGGGCGGAACGGAUCACGGUUUCAUAAUUUCCAGAGUGUGGACCACCCUUCCUUAGUUAUCAUUUUGUGAGACCACUUGUCUUCUUGGAGAAAGUGAUACUCUUCACUAAAACUGUCUACUCUUCCUGGUGAUUUUCUUGUUCUGUUUUUACUUUAUUCAGUUUCACACUAGUCAUUUUCUUUUUUAUAGAGAAUCAGAUGUUAGUACUAGAUAAGAGUUCAAUCUCUGUGUGAUGUCAAAAGGGGCAUUGGGAUACUACAGAGUUUUUCCUCCUUGGAAACAAGAUGGACUGGGAAAGAGACAGCAUGGCUUUGCUCUAGGUUUCAAUCUGAUUGUGACUAUGAGAGAGUUUUAUGUAAUGUUAAAUGGUAUUUACAAGUAGACAGAUCAAGGGAAAAGGGGGAGAAACCAGGUUUUCUCUGUGCUAAAUGUGUCGAAGAACAAGAACUUCUUACUAACUAAAUACAAUUAUAGACCCAUCAUGAUCAGCUGUGAGUCUGAAUAACAUUCUCUGACUUAGGGGGAGCCAAACACACACACACACACACACACACACACACACACACACACACAUGUAUAGGGAAUAUGCCUUUUUUCACAUGUAUGAUACAGAGCCGUGGUAUUCCCAAAAUACAGAUUUCUCUUUUUUAUUCUUAGCAAAUUGCAUCUCUCCACUACAUCAUGAACCAUCACUGACAUAUCCAAAAUAGCCCUCGUGGUUCCUUAUGAAAAUAAGAGAAUAAAACCUGUUAUAAGCAAGUGAUUUGGGUUAUUUUCUUUUGUUUUUAUACAUUACCAACUAUAUUAAAUCGUGUUUCUAUUUACCUUCUAUCAAUUUUUUCCUAUCAAUUAUGUUUUUCCAAGGCUCUAUAAGAAUAAAUACGAAAAUCAUAUUCCUUUUUUUUCUGUAAAAGAAUUGCAACUACUUUAUUAUAUUUAGAAAUCCAAUAAAGUUAUUACAUUUA
Molecule: messenger RNA, 17641 nt
Organism: Delphinapterus leucas (beluga whale)
Lineage: Eukaryota; Metazoa; Chordata; Mammalia; Artiodactyla; Monodontidae
Source: RefSeq, a predicted model, not a curated record